This is a messenger RNA of Delphinapterus leucas (beluga whale), 3542 nucleotides long. RefSeq names its product outer dynein arm docking complex subunit 3 (gene ODAD3). Gene Ontology annotation, biological process: outer dynein arm assembly; cilium movement. The record is from RefSeq and is a predicted model, not a curated record. Gene Ontology annotation, cellular component: ciliary tip; cilium; ciliary basal body. Lineage: Eukaryota; Metazoa; Chordata; Mammalia; Artiodactyla; Monodontidae.
CCUCGGAAGCCGGAAACGGGUUCUGUCAGAGGAAGGAGGCUGCUGGGAGAUGCGCUGUGCCCUCGCGCUGCAGCAAGAAAGGGGUGGCAGGUCAGUGGGAGAGGGCUACUUCCAGCCGAAGUAAGGCACCUCUCCCUCCAGCCAACUGGAUUCCUCCAUCGCUUCCGGGCAAUGAGGGCUCACUUUGCUUCCCAUACUGGGGGCGGGGGGGGGUCUCCCCAAUCCUGCCCAGUGGAGGGGAAUUUCACUUGGCCCAAAUCAACGGUGGGGAGAUCUCAAAACCUCCGCUCCCCAUGAGUAGGGGGUGGUUAGCUAUCCAAUUCCCGCCUUCGACUGCCCCCAAGAGGAAAUUGGGGUGCCCUCUCGCCCACUAGUUCACCACCUACACGAGACUGGGGCAAAGGUCAAUAUCCACCGCGCCCCCCGACCCCGCAGCCAACUGUUCCUCCUGCAGAAAGAAAGCGGAAAUGUGUGGAAGCAUCACUUCCGGUAUCACGCUGCGCUCCCUGAACGGCGGUUCGUGGCCGCCAUGUUGCGAGUGGCAAGUGGCGGGGCCGGAACAGAGACGGCCAUCUUGGAUAGGACUGUGAAGCCUUAAAGGGAAUAGUUCUGAAGGUUAGCGCUUAAUGGCGGCGCAAGGUGCCUCCAUCUUGGGAGUGUCGGGUUCUGCAGCCGGAACAGAAAGUUCCUGAAAAACGCCCGCGAACCGCCUCGGCGGGGUUAGGGUGGAGGGGUGGGGAGGAAAAGGGAUGAGCACGUGACUCCAAAGUACCCUCCCCCAUCUUUCUGCGGAGCUGGUCCGGUCUGUCCCCUAUUGGGACCGCCCCUCAGCUCAGCGUCAGCCAAUGAGAGCCGUAGAUUGGAAUGCAGGCGAUUUCCUUGGGAGCGCCGGAGGGAGGCGGGGAAGGUUACCUAGCAACCGUAGAUGCUGCGAGGCCCCGCCAAGCGGUAGACAAGUGCAUUCCCAGAGCCCGAGGAACAGGAGCUGACGGAUCCUGGACCGAGGCAAUUCCUAGCGGAUCCCCUAACCAUCAGGGAUCCUUGGCCUCAACCCAAUCAUGACGUCUCCUCUGAGUUGGGCGGCCUCCGCCAACGCCAUGCCUUCUCAGGACCAGAUUUCAGCUCCUUCCAAAGUCAAGGGCAGUCAGGCUCAGAUCAAGCCCUACCACCCUCGAGGCAAGGGGUCAGUGCAGGCCUGGCACUCACUCCAUUCCAAGGCGGCACCUUUCCACGCCAGCGAGGGGAAGUCCGCUGUGCACACGCAGGUGGCUGAGUUACAAAGGAAGAUACAACUGUUAGAGGGUGACCGAAAGGCCUUUUAUGAGACCAGCCAGUGGAACAUCAAAAAGAAUCAGGAGACCAUCAACCAGCUCCAUGAGGAGACCAGGGCGCUGCAAUUACAGUUGACAGACCUGCUCCAGGGAGAUGAGAAAGUGAUCCAGGCAGUGAUUCGGGAAUGGAAAUCAGAGAAGCCAUAUCUGAAGAACAGGACAGGCCAGCAGGCCCUGGAGCACCUGGACCACCGGCUGAGUGAGAAGGUGAAGCAGCUGAAUGCUCUUCGGUACCAGCUGGGGCUGCGGCAGAAGUGGCUGGAGGAGCUCCAGCUGCAGCACAGUCUGCGUGAGCUGGAGAUGGCAGAGGCGAAAGAUAGCAACACAGAGGUGGCCAAGACCAUGCGGAACCUGGAGAACCGCCUGGAGAAGGCCCAGAUGAAGGUGGAGGAGGCCGAACACAUCACCAAUGUGUACCUGCAGCUCAAGGCCUAUCUACAGGAGGAGAGCCUUCGCUUGGAGAACCGGCUGGACUUCAUGGAGGCUGAGGUGGUGAGAACAAAACACGAGCUGGAGGAACUGAACCUAGUGAAUCAGGAGGCGCUUAAUGCGAGGGACAUCGCCAAGAACCAGCUGCAGCAUCUGGAAGAGACAGUGUUCCGAGAGCGCAAAAAGCGCGAACGCUACCUAACAGAGUGCAAGAAGCACGCGGAGGAGAGGAAACUGCAGAACGAACGCAUGGAGCGCAAGCAGACCCAGCGCGAGCAGGUGCUGCUGCAGUCCAACGACAGGCUCCAGGACAGCAUGCACUCCAAAGAGGAGGAGCUGCGGCGGCGCUGGGACAUGUACCAGAUGGAGGUGCUCUUCGGCAAGGUCAAGGACGCCACCGGCGUGGCGGAAACGCACGCGGUGGUGCAGCGGUUCCUGGCACAGGGCGACACCUUCACGCAGUUGGAGACACUCAAAAGCCAGAACGAGCAGACGCUAAUGAGGCUGAAGGAAGAGAAGCAGCGGCUGCAGCGGGAGCUCGAAGACCUCAAGUACUCAGGGGAGACCACGCUGGUGAGCGAGCAGAAGCUGCAAGUCGAGUUGCAGGGGCGCAUCAAGGCGGAGGAGCAGCGGCGCGCUGACACACAGGAUCGGCUGCAGCUUGCCAUGCGGGCAAUGCAAAUGACCAAAGAGGGCCUGGAACACCUGGCUGGCAAACUGAACCACAUCCUAGUGGCAGGCCCCGCCCACGAGGAAUCCCCGCAAGACGUGAGAGGCGGUGCCAGCACGCAGGAGGCCGGCCGCUUCGCCAGAAAGGAGCUGGAUCCCAAGGCAGGUGACUAUCUGCCCAACCUACUGGGCCUCGUGGAGGAAAAACUGUUGAAGCUACAGGCGCAACUCCAGAACCACAACGUGCCAGAGUUGCUGCGCCACAUCGCCGACCGCGAGUUCUACUCCACCCUAGAGGGAAAGCUGCCGAUGUACAACACCCGCAUCGCCCUGCCUGUUACCGGUCGCAAGGACAGGUUCUUCGACGAAGAGGAGAGUGAGGACGAAGACAACGACGUGGUGACCCGCGCGGAGCUCAAGAUGCGUUCCCAGAAAUUAAUCGAGUCCCGCAGCAAGAGGCGCGGUCGUUCGCGGAGGUCCUAGACUCGCCCUCGCGCCCACCUGGCGUUUGCGGGCCCCUGCGGAGCCCCCAAACCCCUCUGGGCCCAGCGGCGGGCCCACGGGGCCCCUUCAAGGGCUGAACGCGGCCCGGACGAGAGAGCGGAGCGGACGGGCGAUGCCUGGAGUAGAGAAGGGGGCUGGGCUGCCGGACGUUCCCACAGUAAAUCUCCCCAGGCUGGUCCGCGCUGGCCUCGGAAUCGCGCAUUAAAGGUCAACCACCAGCCCCCUGAGUAUUCGCCUCUCCUUGAUCCUGCACCACCCCAUAGAUGGCUGCCCCUCAAACCAGGGCCACAGAUUCAGCUCCCUCCGACCUGGGGAGUGAUGACUCCCAUAAGCUAGGGACACAGGUUGAGCUCCCUCCGCCCCUCCAGAGAAAUGAGAAAUACCUCCACACCUGGGGCGGACCAGCCCUCCCCGUCUGAGCAAGCGGACUCUCCUUCUGAGGACGCAGACCUGUACCCCACUUAGCUGUACACAUUAGCUCCUCCACACCUGGGGACACAAAAAAGAGCCCUCCACUGGGAGAGAGAGAGAGGCGUCCUUUCUCCUGGGCUCAGAUUUAUACACAUUUAUCCGGAGAGCUCGGACCUCUUCCCCAGGGCCCUGGGCUGG